AGUGUAGACAGCCUAAGCACUAAUGACAAGUUUUGUUCCCCCUUUUUGUCUUUUUCAAAUGUGCAGAUUAAGAUUAUGAGAGCUGAAGAUGGCUUCUGGGGUGCAAUCAUUUGAAUACUGAAGGAUGUAGCAUUAGUGGCCAGGACCUCGCUGGCUUGCUCUGCGUAGCUCUCUGAAUAAACACAGGACAACACAGGAAACUUUAACACAAUUCCAGUUAAAGCAGAGCACGGCGUUGUUCCAUUGCUCAAACUGGCUGGGUCAUUGCCUUCAUAAAUUUUGAUCGACGUGGAUUUGUUCGCUAUUUUUUUCACCUGUCUCUCUCUCUCUCCCUCUCUCCGGCUCUCUCCCAGUGUCUCUUGUCUACAAUAGCAUAGUGGCGAGAUCUGCACAUUGCAGAAUUCCGUUGAUUGGUGAGAUAGCCAAAGGGAAAAACUGGAUCAAAGUUCGCUGACAUGCUGUGGCAACCAGGUGCGCAGUGAAAAGUCAGGGGGGGGGGAGGUCUGGCCGUGUUCUGCGGACGGAAGGAUGAGGAACCCGGGAACUUUUUUCAGGUCUGGAAGACUCGUACCCUUGUGAUUGUGUGUGUUCGUGUGGGGUUCAGGAAGGCUUGGUUGCGAGACAAGACCAAUCAUUUGUCUUGAUUCUCUGGGCUGAGAAUAGGCUAACUGAGGGGGACGGGACGAGCAAACCCCUCUAUCAAGACCUGAUCUAUUUCCCCAAACAAUUUAGUGUAUUCAUGAGGUUACGCAAAUGUGGAGGCAGCAAAAUUACCGUAAUCAAUUGAAACAGCGAGUGUGCAUCCAUGGCUCUGAUUAUUUGGAGAUCAUCUAUCAGCCUGAUGUCUAUGUAACGAGGAAAGGGGGGCAUUGAAUUACUGUUCAGUUUCACUAAGAAGUCCAUGAUCAUUGGGCAAGGGAUUUUGGUCAGUGAUAAUAGGGCACCUUGGUCGGGCGACGGAAGUAUUUCACCAAAUAUUAGAUAGCUGACUCUGCCCUGCUGAAAGGUGCUGUUUUGAAACUAAAACCCAGACUGUCCAGACGAUCUGGUGCACCGUGUUCUCCGUAAUCUCCUUUUUUUUAUACGUGACAAAGGAAAAAAAGAGGCGGACGAGCUGCAGGUCCAAGAGGAUAAACUGAGCAUGGAGGUCAGGUACAACCAAGAGACGGAAGGGAUGGGGCUGAAGAAUGGACUAAAGAAGGGAAAAGAUGACAAGGACUCCCAAGGCAGCUUGUCCAAAAGCUUCCUCAAGGAGCAGCAGGACUCCUUUUCCCCUUCUGGGACCGUGGACAACUGUGAGAAGAACAGGGGGAGCACGGGGGACCCGGACUACUGUCGGAGAAUACUAGUCCGAGAUGCUAAAGGCUCUAUCCGAGAGAUUAUCCUGCCGAAGGGUUUGGAUUUGGACCGGCCCAAGCGAACCCGCACCUCCUUCACUGCAGAGCAACUCUACCGGUUAGAGAUGGAGUUUCAGAGGUGCCAGUAUGUGGUUGGGAGGGAACGGACAGAACUGGCCCGUCAGCUCAAUCUGUCUGAAACUCAGGUGAAGGUCUGGUUCCAGAACCGACGCACUAAGCAGAAGAAGGACCAGGGGAAAGACUCUGAGCUGCGUUCAGUGGUUUCAGAAACUGCAGCGACCUGCAGUGUCCUCAGACUGCUGGAGCAAGGUCGGCUGCUGACGCCUCCGGGCUUGCCGGGCCUCCUGCCCCACUGCGGUAGCGGCACGCUGGGCUCCACCCUGCGCCCUCCCUCCAUGGCCAUGGCCAGCAACGGCAGCAGUAGCAGCAGCAGCAGCGGCGGCAGCACUGGCACGGCGGGCGGCAGCCCUCCUCUACCCGCCGUGACUAGCUCAGGGACAGUGGUGGGCCUGCAGAGCUCACCGGCGGCUCACAACCUCUUCAGCUUCCCCAUGCCCACCUUACUCAGCAGCGUCGCCACCCGCAUUUCCUCCAACCACCUGUCCAUGGCCGGCUCACUGGCUGGAAACCUACAGGAACUUUCUGCCCGCUACCUGAGCUCCUCUGCUUUUGAGCCUUACUCGCGGACCAAUGGCAAAGAAUCUAUGGACAAGAAAAUUCUGGAAUGAUUCUUUGUUUUUACAUAGAUGGAUUCCUGUUUCCUCUGGACACGUUUUGGUUGUUUUCUUGGCUUUUACUGUCCUUGUUUGGUUUUGCUCAUUCUCUUUCAGUCCGUGUCAUGUUCUGUAGCAGUUCAUGUAUUCCAGUUGCACAUCUGGCGCCUUGUACAAGGAAGAAAACAAAAACACAACACAAGCUCAUCUAACAAACACAGGGUGGCAGUGGAAAGAUUUUGCACCAAAUCUUCAUAUACGACCUUGUUAGAGAGAUUUAGAGAGACACACUCCAAGGAGAGUACUGAAGGAUCCUUCAGGUUGCUGUUAAACAAAUGUUUAGUCCUGUCUAUUAAUCCAAAACAACAAUAUACAUAGGGGCCCAGAGAAUAUGACUGCUUCAUACCACAAAAGCUCUAUUGCUGCAAGAGAAGUGGUACAUAGUGUAUAGCAGGAAGUACAGGAUUGGUGACAGAAAGUGUAAAGUGAUGGUACCUUUCUGAAUUGUGUUUUAAUAUUUGAUUGUGUUGGGUAGAUGCAUGCCACUGCAGUGAGUAGAUGUAGAGAAAGAGAGUUGUCAAACACCUGAGCCGCAGUUUGUGAGAUCCAAUCAGCAAAUAAAACAAAAAUUUUUUUUUUAAAUGCAGCAUUAUGAAUGAACAAGCAAGGUCGAAUUCUCAACAUAGAAUUGAAGAAGGACAAAAAAAGUGCCUCUGUUUGAAGGUCACUGCGAGGCCAGUGUCGGCACAAAACCCAAUGCAUUUGACGUGUGAAUGCAAUUUGCUUAUGCAGAUGCCUCACAAAAAUUCAGUUUACAAAAAAGUCUUUUGUAUAUCUGUUUGUAUUGAGUUUGGACCAAACUAAAACAUAAUCCAUAGAAGGUGUUGUCAUACAGUACGAUGGUUUAAUUGUUCAGUGUUGUUUUCUCUAUGGUUUGGUGAGGAUUUUAACAUUUUACAACAAAAGUCUUCACUUUGUGGCAUUUUUGUCUUCAAGAUGCAGUACCUGACUUUUUUUUGUCUGUGAUUUAAAUACCACUGUGAGUUCUCAGAGUUUUGGUGUACAGUUUCUAUUUCAUGCAGGAGGUAAGCGCAGGAAUGAGUUGCUGAAGUCCUGAAGAAAAGCUUUUCAGCAUUAGUAAGCUGCUUGCUUUGUUGAACACAACAAGGUAACAGGUGUUUCAAUCAUUAAGACAAUAUAAUAACCUUUCCUUCCUGUGAAAUUUUCAAAAUCCAUAGCCUUCAUAAAAGAUUUAGGCAGACUGAUGCAUGGAGACUGAAUGGAAUUAUUGUAGUAUAAAAAUACUGGAAAUGAGAAAUGUACCUUAAAAUUGUUAUUUUAUUGUAAAUUAUUCACUUCUGUAAUUAAUAGAUUAUUAGUAUAUCUGGAAAAUAAUGAAUGAAUGAAUGUAUUAGCGGGGUUGAGGAAUCAAUCAAAAGCUCUUUGGUGCUGUUGUUGUGAAAUAUCUUGAAAUUUGUGAAAUAUGUGGUACAAAUGUUCAUAUAUAUUAUGUAUAUGGCUACAGACAAAGACAAGUGUGUUUUUCAUUUUCCUUUCAUACAUGUUGCUAUGAAUCAAGUUAUGAUAAAUGUCAUGACUGUUAUACUUCAUACACCAUGGCCUGAUGUGUAUGGUCCUGAAAGUUUUUUUGUUAAAAGUAGUGAUAGACAGAUUAAGAUCAUCUGGCAUUUUGAGAUAAUCGGCAUUGGCCGAUGCCUGCGCUCACAAAUCCAAUAAACAAAAAAUGCCUGCAGACACAUCUGCAGGCAGCCUUGUCAGCGUGGCUGCUGUGGAACAAUGUUAGUGCUCCCCCUUGCAUUGGGAAGGCGGUGAAAAAGUUAGUUUCGUUUACUGUAACGCUCAUGCACCCUGCUGUCAACAUUCACCUACAUUUCCUGUCACCAUCGUCUUUUCUAAAUGUUAACACGUUUCUCCCAUCCUAAAUGACAGCAAAUCUAAUCUAAAACUGUUACUGACUAGCGUUACAUAUAUAUUAUGAUAUAAUAUAUAGAAUAAUGCAGUUGAAUGACGUCACUUCUGACAUACUGUACCCCGCUCUCCCUUAAAUACCAGUCACAUUCUAAAAUCUACAGCAUAACCCAAUGUAUUUUUCCAUUUAAUUAAUUAAUAAAAAUUCCAUCUAAUAAAACAUGUUACUGGCUAAGAUAACCAUGUAUAUUAGAUUGUAAUGUGCAUGGAAUAAUGGAAUUAUAUAUGACUUUUCUUUGUUUUGAUAUCGGCAUUAUAUAUCGGCCAUCGGCUGCCCUGCUCUCUAAAUUCAAAAACCCAUUUCUGUCGACCACUAGUUAAAAGUCAAACUUGUAAUAAUAGCAGCAUUACAAAUUGGACUGAGAGGUUUCAAAAAGCAAUUACAGGAGUGCUAGCAGUCAUGACGAUGUGAUCAGUGGGAAGUUUUAAAUAGAUUUUAUUAGGGCUUUUCAUUAUCAAUUUAUCUGACUAUUAUUUUCUCGAUUAAUUGUGUGGUCUAUAAAAUCUCAGAAAACAGUGAAAAAUGCCUGUCCCAGUUUCCAAGGUGAUGUCUUCAAAUGUCUUGUUUUUUCUGACAAACAGUCCAAACCAAAGAUAUUCAAUUUACAAAGAUCUAAAACAGAGAAAAGUAGCAAAUCCUCACAUUGGAGAAGCAGGAAUCAGAGAACCACAAUUUUUCUUAAAAAAAUAACCUAAAUAAUAAAUAACUUAUCAAAAAUAGUUCCCUAUCGAUUGACUAAUCAGUUAAUUGAUUAUUUGUAUCACCUGUAGAUUUCAUAUUUGCCUGAAAUGGUAUAGCUACUAGUUUGUGACUAGUGGAGAAUAGAUAUUUGACACAGUCAAAGGCAUAAUUCCAAAAGUUAGUGGAGUUAAGAUAUUUCUUUUGUCAAACUACUGUUUCCAAGGUCAAUAAUGAACUUUCACGGUCAGCAUUUGCAUAUUUUCCCUUUUUUGAGGAGCGGGGGGUGUUAAAGAGCCUUCAUUGUGCCACUUCUGAAAAUUAAACCGACGCCCUUGGACACAAGAGCAUUAGUUUACGACGCACACUUAAUCUGCAUGCUUACUUGGACUGAACUGAGAGGCAAUAACAGGACAAUCCCUAUUGAACUGUCAGGAAAGGUGCUGGGUGAGCCCGGUGCGUCGUAGCCGAGGUGUGCAGCAGAACAACUGGUUCCACCAUUAAAGAGAAAACAACACCUUCCCUGAA
This is a messenger RNA of Siniperca chuatsi (mandarin fish), 5267 nucleotides long. It is a transcript of the gene vax1, whose product is annotated as ventral anterior homeobox 1. The record is from RefSeq and is a predicted model, not a curated record. The transcript is spliced from 3 exons. Gene Ontology annotation, molecular function: DNA binding; DNA-binding transcription factor activity, RNA polymerase II-specific. Lineage: Eukaryota; Metazoa; Chordata; Actinopteri; Centrarchiformes; Sinipercidae. Gene Ontology annotation, biological process: neuron differentiation; brain development; regulation of DNA-templated transcription. Bases 1142 to 2086 code for a protein of 314 amino acids.